Paecilomyces variotii is the source of this 1844-nucleotide messenger RNA. Its product is annotated as F-box domain protein. Lineage: Eukaryota; Fungi; Ascomycota; Eurotiomycetes; Eurotiales; Thermoascaceae. The transcript has a single exon. The record is from RefSeq and is a predicted model, not a curated record. Gene Ontology annotation, molecular function: protein binding. The coding region runs from base 215 to 1744 and encodes 509 amino acids.
ACAUCCCUGCGGGUUGCACACGGGCUUCCGCAUACUUGGUGAAUUGUUAGGAAAACCGCACACGAAACAUCAUUGGAAUCAAAUCUCUUCUGUAUUAGAGGACAUCGACUCGACGUUUCUCACUUUUAAGACUGACUGGUAAAGCGCUGUCUGUCUUGCAGCCUGAAUAACAUUACCUAUUCCUUUCUUUAUCUACAGCUGCUUCGCAUCUAGAAUGCCCGAGGAGACAGACGGCCCGUCCAAGCCAUUGGAUAUUUGCGCCUUGCCUCAAGAACUUUUCUUCAUGAUACUGAAUUAUCUUGAACCUCCAGAUGUUAUCCGUUGCCGUCGUGUCUGCAAGUCCUGGUACAACGCCUUUGGUAAUCCAACCAACCUUAUCCCGCUGCUAAAGAAAUGGUAUCCUCUUGCCAAGGAAGUCAGGGAGUUGCGUGAGAAGGGAAUUCUCAAUGACCUGAACUUGAAAGGCGAAGAGUACCGUUACUGGCAAAGAAUAUUUGACCGAGUAACCUCACGAUACGACCAUCUUGCAAGAGGAGAACCGCGUUCUAUCAGGAAAUUCAGGUUAUGUCUUGACAAUCCUGAUUAUUCGAGCAAAUGGUUUCAAGUCCCACCAUGGGAGAGCCACAAAAGUCACCCGAAUGGGAGAGUCGACAAAAUCUUCAAGCAAGUAUUCUGGACGUAUGAGGACGGACUUCUGGUCUAUCCCAGCGAAGUGCAUCACUCUCUCGUUCUCCUGGACCUCAAUACUGACGCUACCUUUGUCGUACCGUUCCCUAUAAGUAAUAAAGUUAUCCGCAGGGUUCGCCUACAGGAUAAGCUCCUUAUUGUUGAAUGGGCAGAGCCUAAUAUCUUCCACUGGUUAAAUGAUGAUGACGGUGUCCAUCGUCACUUCGCCUCUUCCUUUGACAUCCGGCCAGAAGGAGAAGGUUGGGAUAUCACUUUCCGAAAUGAAUGGAAAAUUAUGUUCCUCGGACACCCACUGAGCGAGAGAGAUCGUUUCUUCUCAUCUCACGAUAACACACAUUAUGUUGUAUACGCAUGGCAGCCGAACCGCAGUCUUUAUACGGGCGACGAAGAUGCUCCAAUUGAAUCACUUUUCGUCUGGGACAUAUCGCAGCCUUCAUCUUACAGGCCGUCUCUAGAUCCGACUGGGCGUGAGAAAGGAGACGACUCUGAAAAUGGACCCACGACUGUUGCUCGCCUUGGAUUCAGAGACCUGGGCUUUUAUUCAGUCAGACAGAGAGGAUGUCCGAGAAUUAUGAAGCUGGACAUUAACAGCGAGGCUUGUACCGUAGAUAUUACGGAGAACGUGUCCAUGGUACCUGGAGACCCCUAUGCCAACCCACAAGAAUGGAACUGUGACCUUCAAACGAUAAGCAUACCCUUCCACGGCCAUGGCCCUUGUUGGAAGCGCAAUGCAGGUAUUUCGUUGCCUGCAUACCGUGGAAAUAGUGGCAUGCAGCCUGCUCCUCUGACGACAGAGUUUCCCUGGUACCGUAUAAUAUCUGAGACCUCUGACCCGCAGGCUCAGGUCAGUUUCAGCAUCCUCUCUCAGCAUAUAAGUGUGUUUGGGUUGACGGGAUUCUUCCUCACCACGGUGAUACGAACACCGUAUUCUUGCACCACCAUGAGCCACGAAGGAUUACCUGAGAUAUCAUACAAAGGUAUGAUUUGUGGUAACGAGAGAUAUGUUAUUGGUGAAAGCAAAAACAAUGAGCUCGUUGUUUUCCAAUUUGACAGAUGAAGUCCAGCACAUCUUGGGUAGAGCAUAUACCCUUCUGGUCGUCGCCAGCUACGCUGUGUUGGCAAUAAUGCCGUGCAAAUACCAUUCGCAUCCAGGUAAA